Cyprinus carpio (common carp) is the source of this 1708-nucleotide messenger RNA. RefSeq names its product alanine--glyoxylate aminotransferase 2 (gene agxt2). Gene Ontology annotation, molecular function: pyridoxal phosphate binding; L-alanine:glyoxylate transaminase activity. Lineage: Eukaryota; Metazoa; Chordata; Actinopteri; Cypriniformes; Cyprinidae. Gene Ontology annotation, cellular component: mitochondrion. The record is from RefSeq and is a predicted model, not a curated record. The coding region runs from base 104 to 1654 and encodes 516 amino acids. Gene Ontology annotation, biological process: glyoxylate catabolic process. The transcript has 14 exons.
CUGAACUGGCCCCUCCCCGAGCACUUUUGGGGUAGAAUUCACCGCUUUCCACACUUUAUUUUUUUGGAUUUGCUGCAGAAGUAUUUGUCUUACAAGAUCAGCAAUGCAGAAAGUUUGUUCUCGGCUACACGGUCCGUCUCUUCUCGGGAAAACGGACCUGUGGAAUUCAGUGAAUGCGUGUGUGAAAUUCCACAAAGGUUGCGGUGUGCUUUGCCAAAAAUCAGCCGUGAAACACCCACCACCUGUGCUGCCCCAGAUUCCCCCAUGUGACUUUAAACCUGAGCCGUAUCAGGGCAUGUCUAAAGAACAUUUACUACACAUAAGGAAAAACAACUGCAACCCUAUGACUAUGAAGGUAACAUACUACAAGAAGCCAGUCUUCAUAAACCAGGGUUACAUGCAGUGGCUGUGGGAUGUGGAUGGAAGACGCUAUCUGGACUUGUUUGCGGGGGUCGCCACUGUUAGUGUAGGACAUUGUAACCCGAAAGUGACAGAGACAGCCGAGAAACAACUGAGGCGUCUAUGGCACACGACAGCAAUCUAUGUGUAUCCACAAAUGCAGGAGUAUGCAGAGAAACUGGCCUCUCUUUUGCCAGACCCGCUGAAGGUUGUCUAUUUUACCAACAGUGGCUCGGAGGCUAAUGACCUCGCAGUACUAAUGGCCCGGCUUUAUACAGGAAACUUUGAUGUCAUCACACUGAGGGGUUCGUAUCAUGGUGGCAGUCCACAGGCGACAGGCCUGACGUCCAACGCAGAUUACAAAUAUCCCAUCCCCUCUUCUAUGGGCUGCCAUAAUACCAUGUGUCCGGAUGUGUUCCGGGGCCUCUGGGGAGGAAGCCACUGUAGAGACUCCCCAGUUCAAACCAUCCGAGAAUGCAGCUGCUCCCCAGGUCACUGUCAGGCCAAUGACAUGUAUAUUAGAGAGCUCAAUGAGAUGUUCGCAACAACCGUUCCCAGUCGUAUCGCUGCUUUCUUUGCAGAACCCAUCCAGGGUGUUGGUGGGGCUGUUCAGUUUCCAAAAAACUACCUGAAAGACACUUACCAGCUUGUUCGGGAGAAAGGAGGAAUCUGUAUAGCAGAUGAGGUCCAGACUGGUUUCGGCCGCACAGGGAGCCACUUUUGGGGUUUCCAAGGACAUAAUGUCCUUCCAGACAUGGUUACCAUGGCAAAGGGCAUAGCGAACGGUUUCCCGAUGGGGGCUGUAGUCACCACAGCAGAGAUUGCCAGGUCAUUUGGGAAGGGAGUUCAUUUCAACACAUUUGGAGGAAACCCAUUAGCCUGUGCAGUCGCCUCAUCAGUGUUAGAUACAAUAGAGGAGGAGAUGAUGGAGGACAGUGCUGAAGUGGGGACGUACCUUUUGACCGAACUGGCCAAGUUCAGGGACAAGUACGAGAUCAUUGGUGACGUGAGAGGAAAAGGUCUUCAAAUCGGGGUGGAGAUGGUCAAAGACAAGGCCAGCAGGGACCCGCUCCCUCCUGAGGCCAUGGCUGAGAUCUUUGAGGACACUAAAGACAUGGGCGUACUGAUUGGAAAAGGGGGGCUGUAUGGACAGACUUUCAGGAUCAAGCCUCCUAUGUGCAUAACUAAAAACGACGCAGACUUCUUCCUUGCUGUGUUCAACCAGGCAGUGCAAAACUACAUGGAGAGAAGAUAAGACAUGCAGAACAUGAUGAAGACACACUGGCUCAUAUUUCAUCUGGAGAAUUUA